CAACUUUCAGCUACUCAUGGACUUCCUAUACCGAAACCUAAUCGAUUGGCAAGCUUCUCCGUCUCGACGUUUCUUGAAAUUCCGGAUUAGAAGAAGUGCGACCUGGACCUGAAGGUGUCGAUUAACGUGUGUAAACAUUCGACCAGCCUUACGUCCUGGCACGUACCUGAACUCUGCUCUAUAUAAAAGCACGGAAAUAACGUUUGGUGCAACCACACGCGCACCGACGUAAGCACGAAACACGUGAAACAUCUGCGAGGAUAAACAGAAUUAAUCAUCAUGCAGCUCUCUACUGCACUACUUGUAUUGGUAAUUAGUUCUAUACAAAUCAGAGACGGAACGACCGCCUUCGCACCAACGUUAGUAGAUAAGGUGAUCGUGUGUCGCGGCGAUGCGACGGACGUCACCCUGACGUUUGAAUCGGGCUUCAGUGGUGAGGUAUUCGCCGACGGUUUCCACGCCGACAGCAGAUGUCGGGCGAGCGGUUCGGGAGCCGAAUCACUCACACUGCAGGUCGAUCAUAACGAAUGCGGAGUCUUCCAAAACACCGCCGAACAAACGUACGCGGUGUUUGUGACCGUUGCUCAGCGUCAGAAUCUGAUCGGAGCCUACGACCUGAUGUUCCUCGUCACCUGUCACUACGACGUUGUCACGGCGGUGACGAUCAGCGCUAAUGACCUAGAGGUGGGACAGCUGUCCACCGUCCUCGUGCACAACACGCCUCCGCCGCCGCAGAUUCGCCUCACGGUGUGGGAAGGCAGCGACAGUGACGACAAGACGACACCUGCAACCUUCGUCGACAUCGGCGAAUCUCUGCUGCUCGUUGCUAGCUUAGAAGAUGCCAGUAUCUAUCAGAAUAUCCUUCUAUAUGACUGCCGCGCGUUCAGUGCGGCUGAUCAGAGCUUCCAAGUGGAACUAGUUGACAGCGCCGAAUGUGUGAAUGCCGAUCUAGUCGAUGAGGUCAUCCUGACGGAGAAAGUACAGAAGCGUGUGGGAGGUGACAGUCCGGUGGAGAAGUGGAUUACCUUCCGGGCAUUUAAGUUCCCCGAUGAUGACGUCGUCCGCUUCCGAUGCCAGGCGUUCGCUUGUUUCUUGGCUUCUGAUUGUGAUGACACGUGUUCACACGUCAGGAGAAGGAAGCGUGCGACGAAGGAAGAGUUUAUACAGAGCGAUGUUCCGAUGGUGACACUCAGUGGCGAGAUCCGAGUGCGCAAGACUAACGCUUCUCCUAUAAGCCAAGACGACAACGUUGGCCGUGCCGACGACAUCUGUAUUCCAUCUUCUGGCUUCGCUCUCGGACUAGCUUUCUUCCUCAUCGCCAUUGUCAUCAUCGUCGUCUCUGCCUUCCUCAUACGUCUGCGUUGUAGACGUGACGUCAGCGAACCGUUGGCAUAACGACGGAUUUGGAAUAUUAAUUAAGAAGGCUGUAAUAAGAACAAGCUAUACAUUAAUUAAGUAGCUUUGCGUGAUCUAAGACGCGAGUUCGGAUGUGGAACGGAUUUCGGUGUACCUUAUAGCUUAUAUAUAUCAAGAGCUAAUAAUAUCUCUUUAUUUAGAGGUAUUAUUAGCUCUUGUAUAUAUAUAUAAUGUUACAGCCUAAUAUUGUAUAUAUAUUGUAUAUGAUCAUCAUGCUGUACAUGUAUAUUGAUGAUGUAUCUAUCAUAGGAAUCAUAAGUAGAUCUAACCUGUAACCGAUUCUGUGCUGUAAAUACGCGAUCAAAACACUGUGGGAUAUACUUGCUCUAUUAAGUUAUGUAAAAUACCAUGUAAGUGAUAUUGAUGGUUUUUUUGUGUGGUUUUUAUUGCUUAUGGGAACUUAUUUGUUUUAUUGUAAUAUAUUUUUAUAUACGAAGAAACGCUUUCAGUGUCUACAGCGCAGUAAAUGAGAACGCCACCUUUUAGAUCGUUGUUUUGGAAUGGCACAAAACACAAAUGUAUUUUUAUUCAGUCCUUAUAUGAUGAAGCUAUAAUAACUGUAUGAUAACUAGAUUGCGCGUUAACUAAGUGAAAUUGCAACUAUCAUCAUGUAAAUAAAUUGCUUUACAAAUA
Molecule: messenger RNA, 2049 nt
Organism: Priapulus caudatus
Lineage: Eukaryota; Metazoa; Priapulida; Priapulimorpha; Priapulimorphida; Priapulidae
Exons: 8
Coding region: 280-1395 (371 amino acids)
Source: RefSeq, a predicted model, not a curated record